AUGGCCAAGUUCGUUCCCGCCCGCGACUUCACCAUCGGCUGGAUCUGCGCUCUGCCCAUCGAGCUGGCAGCCGCAUCCGAGAUGAUGGACGAGGAGUUCGCCGACCUUCCAUCGCAACCGACCGAUUCCAAUCUCUACUCUUUCGGCCGGAUCGGCGUCCACAACGUCGUGGCCGCCUGUCUGCCCGCCGGUCAGACGGGUACGAACCAAGCAGCUACGGUCGCUAGCCAGAUGAGAAACAGCUUUCCCUCGCUGCGUUUUGGCGUUCUGGUCGGCAUUGGCGGUGGCGUUCCGAACCCCGACGACGACGACUUCGACAUCCGGCUCGGCGACGUGGUAAUCAGCCAGCCGGCAGGGCAGCACGGCGGGGUGAUCCAGUAUGAUUUUGGGAAGACUGGAGCCGAGGGUCGCAUCGUUCGCACCGGCAGCCUCAAUGCACCACACACGGUCCUCCUCAACGCCUUAGCUAAGCUCCGUGCCAAUGACCUUCGGCGCAAGACACAAGUCCUCGAGCAUCUGUCUCAGCUCUCUAGUCAGCCAGAGUUUGCGUCGCCGGGCCCUGAGAAAGACACCCUCUACGAUGCAUCAUCGCCGCACAUCGGCAGAACUACAUGCGCACAAUGCCAUCCAAAAGACGCAGUGGACAGGGAAGCACGAGCAACGACAAAACCAUUCCUCUUUCUUGGCAACAUUGCAUCUGGGAACCAGGUGAUGAAGGACGGACUGACCCGUGACAGGUACAGUCGAGAGUUAGGAGGGGUCUUGUGCUUUGAGAUGGAGGCGGCUGGUCUGAUGAACAACUUUCCUUGUAUUGUCAUCCGUGGCAUCUGCGACUACGCAGACGCGCACAAGAACAAGCGGUGGCAGCCCUACGCAGCGGCGACGGCAGCAGCAUACGCUAAAGAACUACUAAACACCAUCCCACCUCUGACGUCCAGUAAUCUAAAUAGGCCAGAGGAUUCUUGUCAGAAACCCCACUUCAUCGUUCCAUUCGGACGAAAUGAAAACUUCGUUGGCAGAGAUGCAAUCUUGACGCGGCUCCUGGAGCGGAUACCUCCGAGUACUAAUAAAGACGACUGUCAGAGGACUGCGAUUGUGGGCCUUGGGGGGAUUGGCAAGACACAGGUCGCGAUCGAAGUCGCCUAUCGCGUUCGCGAUGCACACCCAGACUGCUCCGUUUUCUGGGUUCCGGCUGUAAACACAGUCAUGUUUGAAAAUGCAUAUCGUGAAAUCGGCCGGGCGCUCAACAUCCAAGAUAUCGAGGAUGACCAGGCAGAUGUCAAAAGCUUGGUGAAGGCUACAUUAGAACGUGAUAAUUCUAACAGCUGGCUUUUGAUCGUCGAUAACGCCGACGACACGGAACUGCUAUUUACAAGCUCCAAACUAACGAGCUGUCUACCCUCUAGUCGUAAGGGCUCUAUCCUGCUUACAACGCGAAACCAUCAGGCCGCAGCAAGAUUCAGUCGAAGUCUCUCUAUGCGCCUAGUAGAGAUGGAUACCAUGGAAGCCACUAAUCUCCUAUGCAAAGGCUUAGAUGAGAGCCAGUUUAGCGACAGUCAAGGUACGACACAAUUACUCGAAUACCUCGCCUACUUGCCCUUAGCCAUACGACAGGCAUCGGCUUACAUGUCUUCUAACCAAAACGUGACUGUAUCCAAAUACCUUGGAUAUUGCAUGGCUAGUAACGAUAAGCUGGUGAAGCUGUUGAGCAAGGACUUCGAUGACCAAGAUCGAUACGAGGAUAUUCGGAACCCAGUGGCCACAACUUGGCUGAUCUCCUUUGAUCACAUCUCAAGAGAUAACAGACUUGCAGCAAAGUACCUCAGUUACAUGUGUUAUCUUGCAGAGAAAGAUAUCCCAAGAGCUCUUCUGCCCCCUGAGGAGGUUGAAAUGGAAACAGACGACGAAAUAAAUGCCGAUGAAGCGAUAGGCACGCUGAUAGCCUACGCCUUCAUUCUCCAGCGGGAUGCUGCAGAUAGGUUUGAUAUCCAUCGACUGGUGCGCUUAGUGAUGCAAAACUGGCUAAGGGAGCAAGGGAGGGAAGAACAGCAAGUGACAGAGACAAUUUACUGGCUUUGCGAGAGGUUUCCUUGGCCAAAGCACGACAAUAGGGAAGUUUGGGUGGCCUACUUGCCGCAUGCACAAGCGGCGCUUCAAGUGCAGAAUUGGUCUACAGAUGCUGAGUUGCUAUGUGACCUGCUAUCUAGUAUAGGGCGAAGUAAGGAUCUGCUUGGAAAAUACAACGAGGCAGAGCAGAUGCAUCGACAGGCACUGGAGCUAAGGGAGAAGGUGCUGGGACCAAACCAUCCCUCGACACUCAUCAGCAUGAACAACCUAGCAGAAGUGCUUCAAAGUCAGGGGAAGUACGGCGAGGCAGAGCAGAUGCAUCGACAGGCACUGGAACUUUAUGAGAAGGUGCUGGGACCAGAGAAUCCCUCGACACUCAUCAGCAUGAACAACCUAGCACUCGUGCUUCGAAGUCAGGGGAAGUACGACGAGGCGGAACAGAUGCAUCGACAGGCACUGGAGCUUAGGGAGAAGGUGCUGGGACCAGAGGAUCCCUCGACACUCAUCAGCAUGAACAACCUAGCACUCGUGCUUCGAAGUCAGGGGAAGUACGACGAGGCGGAACAGAUGCAUCGACAGGCACUGGAGCUUAGGGAGAAGGUGCUGGGACCAGAGGAUCCCUCGACACUCAUCAGCAUGAACAACCUAGCACUCGUGCUUCGAAGUCAGGGGAAGUACGACGAGGCAGAGCAGAUGCACCGGCAAGCACUGGAGCUUUGCGAGAAGGUGCUGGGACCAAACCAUCCCUCGACACUCAUUAGCAUGAACAACCUAGCAGAAGUGCUUCGAAGUCAGGGGAAGUACGGCGAGGCAGAGCAGAUGCAUCGACAGGCACUGGAGCUUUGCGAGAAGGUGCUGGGACCAGAGAAUCCCGUCACACUCACCAGCAUGAACAGCCUAGCAGAAGUGCUUCGAAGCCAGGGGAAGUACGGCGAGGCAGAGCAGAUGUAUCGCGAGACACUGGAGCUGAAGGCGAAGGUGAUAGGAAUAUUUAAGGCUACCUAG
This is a messenger RNA of Colletotrichum abscissum, 3072 nucleotides long. RefSeq lists its product as uncharacterized. Lineage: Eukaryota; Fungi; Ascomycota; Sordariomycetes; Glomerellales; Glomerellaceae. Bases 1 to 3072 code for a protein of 1023 amino acids. The transcript is spliced from 2 exons. Gene Ontology annotation, molecular function: catalytic activity; ADP binding; protein binding. Gene Ontology annotation, cellular component: kinesin complex. Gene Ontology annotation, biological process: nucleoside metabolic process. The record is from RefSeq and is a predicted model, not a curated record.